This is a messenger RNA of Entamoeba invadens IP1, 597 nucleotides long. RefSeq lists its product as hypothetical. Gene Ontology annotation, biological process: Ras protein signal transduction. Gene Ontology annotation, molecular function: GTP binding; GTPase activity; GDP binding. The transcript has a single exon. The record is from RefSeq and is a predicted model, not a curated record. Bases 1 to 597 code for a protein of 198 amino acids. Gene Ontology annotation, cellular component: plasma membrane. Lineage: Eukaryota; Evosea; Mastigamoebida; Endamoebidae.
AUGUCAACGAUACGUAUAGUAAUAUUGGGUGGUGGAGCUGUUGGGAAGUCAGCAAUCACAGUCCAGUUGGUUUCUGGACACUUUGUCCAAAUAUACGAUCCAACAAUUGAAGACUCUUAUCGAACAAGCAUCUCUGUUGAUGGUGAAAUGGUGUCACUCGAUUUGUUGGACACAGCAGGACAGGACGAGUACUCUGCACUUCGAGAUCAAUAUAUGAGGUCUGGGGAUGGGUAUGUCAUUGUUUAUUCGAUCACUUCAACGACAUCGUUUUUAGAAGCAAACUCAUUCAGAGAACAAUUGUUCAGAGUUCUUGAUAAAGAUUUCAGUGAACACAUUCCAAUUGCUUUGUGUGGAAAUAAAUGUGAUUUGGAGUCAGAGAGACAGGUGUUUACAGAUGAUGCCAAAAAGGUUGCUGAUGAGUGGAAAAUACUUUUCUAUGAGACUUCGGCUAAGAACAAAACAAAUAUCACUGAAACAUUCCAAGGGUUGGUAAGAGACAUUAGAGCUAAUGUUAAAUUUGAAGAUGUUCCAGUCAAUAAUAUCACAACUCAAAAUAAGCCGUUGAAAAGAAAUAAAAAGGGGUGCAACAUAUUUUAA